AUGGCCGCCAUCGCUAUGGGCGCGCAGCCUUUGCGCAUGACCUCCCUCUUUCCCCGGAUCUCCGCGCCAGCUUUCACCCAGACGUCAAGGAUAUUCUCCCUCUACACGCGUCAAGUUACAAACUCCUUCCUUCCGGCGCUCUCCUUCGCCCUGCCGGCAUUCAACCUCAACGUACCUGCGUGGCUCGGCGGCAUCUGGGAGUCCAUCUUGAGGGCAGUGCCCAAGAAGAAGACUUCGCACGCGAAGAAGAGACACAGGCAGAUGGCAGGAAAGGCGCUCAAGGACGUCAAGUCUCUGUGCAAGUGCCCGGGUUGCGGCCAGAUUAAGAGACAGCACAUCGUGUGCCCACACUGCCUAAGCAGUACGUAUCCCUCCACCGCCUUCUGA
Colletotrichum spaethianum is the source of this 387-nucleotide messenger RNA. RefSeq names its product putative 54S ribosomal protein L32, mitochondrial. Bases 1 to 387 code for a protein of 128 amino acids. The transcript has a single exon. Gene Ontology annotation, biological process: translation. Gene Ontology annotation, cellular component: mitochondrial large ribosomal subunit. The record is from RefSeq and is a predicted model, not a curated record. Gene Ontology annotation, molecular function: structural constituent of ribosome. Lineage: Eukaryota; Fungi; Ascomycota; Sordariomycetes; Glomerellales; Glomerellaceae.